AUGUAUCUUCAGCCGUCAGCAUCGUCAGCUCCGCGUCGCAAGAACAUUAUCAAGUUCCCGCAAUCUGCUGAGUUCGCAUGCACGUUUUGGUUAGUACCUCACACGGGCAAGCAGCGUCACGCCAACUACUUAGUGAUCACGUGGUUCAAUAUGUCGACUCUUCAAGGGCAUAACGCACGGAUAACCUCUGCGAUUGAAAUGCUUUCUAGAAUGCUUUCUAAUGUCGAUCCUAGUUGUCUAAAGCCUAUUGACAAGACGAUGGUACCUGAAAUACAAUUUCGCACAAUUCAACGCCGUAAAGGGAUCAUUUCCGCUGGCAAGCGUGGAAUUGAGAAGGCGACAGAAGUUCUAAGAGGUCGUUACGAGUCGUCGUUAUCUUUUGCUCAAACUCAAGAAAACUCCGCCGCAAUCAAGCAAGAGCUUGAACAAUUCUGGAUAGAUCAACAAGGCGAGAAAAUCAUGGAGGAAGCGCAAGUUAUCAUCGUAACGCUUGACGCACAACUCCUCAUGGACGACUCUAUGUACCACAUUCUCCUAGUGCAGCAUAGCGACGAUAUAGUCACCGCGACGUCAGCGAUUAGUAUCGCCGACGCGCCACAAACUACCAACAUCCCGAUAUGCCGCGGUAAUGACGAUAAUCCAGGAAGAUCAACAGUUGCGGCUACUCAGGAUUCCUCUGCCUCCAUGCUGCAGCCGAUUCAGCUUCGUCGGCUGGAAUUACCUACGUUUGACGGUGAUGUUGCUAAUUUCUAUGACUUCUGGUGCAGAUUUAAGACUGCGGUUCACGAGAACGACAGUCUUUCGUUGUCCACCAAAUUCAUUUAUCUGGCAAAUUCACUAAAAGGUAGCGCUGCGUUAUUAAUCCAGGGUACCUCAGCUGGGGCACAAAGGGAUACUCUUUGCCAAAUCCAAUCAUUCGUUAUGCAACUCAAUCGCUACGAAGAUACCACCACUUCGUGGUCACUCAUGACCCUAAUCAAGAAGAAGUUUCCUCGUGAAACUCAAUUGGAAGUCAAUAAACUGGAACACCGAUCAGGGAAAACAUGGACAUUACCUGAACUCCUGGAUGCACUCAAGGAAGUCAUCGAGGAGUUCGAAAAGCUAGAGGACUACGCGGUCACCACGUCUGGAUCCCUGUUGGCGGCUAACCCUGUUUCCGUCGAACGUUCGAGAACACCAACACCAGAGCCACGAUAUGACCCCACGAUGUGUUGCUUCUGCAACUCAUACAAUCAUACGUCGAGGCGCUGUCAUUAUUACAUGCCACCUUCGAAUCGUCGCAUCAUAGUCAAUUCCCUUCGUCUUUGUUGGAAAUGCCUCCGUGCCGGACACCCUAGUCGGGCUUGUAGUCGAUCCGACUGUUCACGUUGUGGCGGAUCCCAUCACCACCUUAUCUGUACUCAUUCCACUAGGAGAUAUCGCUCACCCGAUUCUGGCAAAAGACCACAUUCACGUGAAUCUUCUUGUUCGUCAUCAGAAAGGCAUUCACGAAGCAACUCUCCUAGAAGAGCUACAUCUUUCGAAAGAGGAGCUUCAAGAUCACCUUCGCGCAAAAGAUCUCUUUCUGCUAGAAGGCAUUACGAACGAACACCUCCGCAUCAUGGAAUGUCAGACAGAUCAAGCAGUUCCCAACGCCGAACAGUCCGCUUUCAAUCACCCGUACGCGAUAACAGUCCCUACCGUGGAAGCUCGUAUAGACGUGACCGCACGCAAGAUCGCGAACUUCCUGUCUACUCAGCUCUGGACUCGGACGAAGAAUAUGAAAAAGUUAUGGAUCUAUAUCGUGACAAGAGUCCUUCGGCAACACAGGUAUCUACCACGCUAGAUACGACAGCUUCCUCUACCCUGAUGACCGUAGAAGCCGAAGCCAUCAACCCACAGACCGGUACUAUUAUAACUGUCGUACUUCUACUUGAUACAGGUGCACAGAGAAGCUUCGUUUCACAGGACACUAUUAAUAAGCUUCAUAUUUCCUUUUCCAAUACAAUUCCACUGACGACAAUUUCCUUCGGGGAAAUACGUACGACAGAAAAUUCUGGAAUUGUGGAUAUUGCCUUUAUCGACAACCUAGGAAAGAAGUUCCGGAUGGUCCUCCGCACGAAGGACAAAAUUACGGCCCCAUAUUCUCCAGUCAACAUCACACAAGAAGACAUGCAAUUCCUUCGCUCUCUAGAUAUUGACUACACCUCACUUACAGCUCCACGCAUGGUCACACCAAACAUUCUGGUGGGCAUAGACUACUUCUGGGAUAUUGUCACAUCAGACCGUCCACAAACACUUCCAUCUGGACUCGUCCUUUGCCGCACGCGUUUUGGACCAACUCUUUCGGGAUCCAAGUCCAUGUCGGACGUUCUAGAUCACUUCUGGAACGCCUGGGCAACGGAAUAUCUCAGCGCUGUGGCUCAACGCCAUACAUCCACAAUAAACCAAGGAAAAUCUACGUCAAAACUGCCAUCUGUGGGAGAAUUCGUAUUAGUGAAUGAUAAACAACAGCCACGCCCACAAUGGAACUUAGCAGUAAUAACAGAGGACAGAAGUCUACCUCCAGAUGAACGUCUCUCGCUACGAAUCGCACAGUCGCUAACAGUUGCAGCCAAUUUCGAACAUACGUUCAGUGUCGAGCAUUUAGCAACUCGCGAUUACGUUAUGAUUGACGCAUUCCUACGUCAUGCCAACUAUUUCUCAUUCCGGGAUUGCAUUGUCGAUGACGCCACCUUACCAACGCCAGCGGAUCUGGACUAUCCGCCCGUGAAGAAAUAUUCUAUCUAUCUGAUCGUCCAAGCAUACAAAGGCCUUCAUGCGCCCAACCAAAAGUCGAAGUCGUUCAUCAAAGAAUUAUCUGAGCACGUCGAGUACUGGAAAUCUGAAGAAAAACUAGCUGAGCUCUACGAACAACUACUUACUAUUCUCUACAAUAUUCAGAACCAUCGUAAUACAUUGACUGAUUUGCUCAUUCCAAACGUCCUAAAUCCGAUCGAGGACAAUAAGGAACUCGUCGAUAUGCUAUCUAAUUUCAAUGUCACACUCAGCUAUAUAAAGGUCGUCUGCACGACCGCUACUGGAGAAACAGCAACUGAAUUCCUCACCCUCAAGAAGAUCAACUCUGCAAUUGCACGGCUUCACAACAUUACACUCGAAUCGUCUCUACCGGCUGAAUCAAUUGACCUCAGCGAUAUUCCUACUAUUGAGGAGAUGCACGCCGCAACCGGAGGUCCCGUUCCAGUCUCGCCUACUCCGCUGGAAUCUCCUGAAACAUCAACCGCGCAGGCUGUCAGAAGAACUACACAGAAGUCUACUCCAGACCUGCAUAUUCGCUCGUCUACAUUCGUUACUACAACUCGUCGUACGAAUACUUCACCUCAUCAUAAGAAGAUAACCGUCUCACUCACACCUCGUACUUCGCCUACUCCGUCCUCAUCGUCUCGAAACCGCGACACCAGAACAGUUUGCGCUGUGCGCACCGUUUCAACCAGUCACUCUCCGGAUAGGCACCGUCGACAGAGAAUGUCUCCUUCUCGUCUCCGAAGACCUUCACCGCCGAGAGAGCCGCAGCCACCCGAUCUCGUCUGUCACUUCUGUCAGGGAAACCACUACAGCGCAGGAUGCACUGAAGUCAAAAGUCUCACGGAUCGCGCCAUAAGAGCUGUAUCUGUUGGCAAGUGUCUGUAUUGCCUGAAGGCCCAUUCGCCAGGCUACUGUAAGCGCAAUAUUGCCUGCCGCGUCUGUGAUUCUACUGAGCAUCAUCCGACCCUAUGCCCUCUGAGCUACUUCCUUAUUCGUGACAUUGGUCCAGACGUGUCGAAAUUCUUCGGAGCCAUGUAUGUUCUCUAUGAGAACUACCAUCGUUGCCGUUGA
This is a messenger RNA of Haemonchus placei, 3855 nucleotides long. NCBI's taxonomy places the organism in Eukaryota, Metazoa, Nematoda, Chromadorea, Rhabditida, Trichostrongylidae. The record is from the annotation of a GenBank genome assembly.